Molecule: messenger RNA, 789 nt
Organism: Quercus robur (English oak)
Lineage: Eukaryota; Viridiplantae; Streptophyta; Magnoliopsida; Fagales; Fagaceae
Product: polygalacturonase inhibitor 2-like
Exons: 3
Coding region: 1-789 (262 amino acids)
Molecular function (GO): protein binding
Source: RefSeq, a predicted model, not a curated record
AUGAUGAGAAAUUUCUGGUGGGGCCAAAAGGAGAAAGAAUCCAAAGUCCCUUGGGUUAGCUGGAGGAAAAUGUGUAAAUCAAAGCUUCACGAUGGGAUGGGCUUUAGGAACCUUGAGGCUUUCAACUUGGCAAUGCUAGCCAAGCAAGGUUGGAGAAUGUUGUCAAACCCAAUCUCUCUUGUUGCUCGAGUAUUCAAGGCAAGGUACUUCCCUCAUGAUGAGAUACUUAAUUCUAAGAAGGGAACCAGCCCCUCUUAUGCUUGGAGAAGCAUCCAUAUUAGCCUUGAUGUGCUAAGGAAGGAGACAAGGUGGAGAGUGGGCAAUGGUAGAAGAAUCCAUAUUUGGGAGGACAAGUGGCUGCCAACUCCAACAACCUACAAAGUGACCUCCCCUCCAACAGACUUUGAGGAUUUCCCUAUGGUUGUUUCUCUUAUUGAUUUGGAUACCAGAUGGUGGAAAGUAGACACGGUCCUUGCAGCCCCUUUAACAGCAAAAGUGACUGAAGCUCUCACUUUGCUCCAUGGUGCUUUAUUUGCCGUGGAAAUGGAGGUUUCCCAUGCAAUCUUUGAGUCAGAUGCCCUCUCUCUCAUCCAAUCAAUUAACUCAGGGGCUGUGGGAGGUUCUUUACCAUCAGAAGUUGGAAACCUGAAACUUCUUGUUGCACUAGAUGUUUCAUACAACAAACUUUCCAAUAAGAUUCCAAACCAGCUAGGGGACUGUUUGUCCUUAGAAACACUUUAUAUGCGAGGCAACUUCUUUGAAGGAACCAUUCCUGACCUAAGAAAGUAA